Spea bombifrons (plains spadefoot toad) is the source of this 2240-nucleotide messenger RNA. It is a transcript of the gene TGFB1I1, whose product is annotated as transforming growth factor beta 1 induced transcript 1. The transcript is spliced from 11 exons. Bases 338 to 1675 code for a protein of 445 amino acids. The record is from RefSeq and is a predicted model, not a curated record. Lineage: Eukaryota; Metazoa; Chordata; Amphibia; Anura; Pelobatidae.
AGUAGAGAAACAGACACACGGCAACGCGUAUGCAAAGAUACACACUGCAACGCGUGUACAAAGAGACACACGUUAAACGCGUAUCCAAAGACGCACUGGGACACAAACAGAUCGCUGGAUACGGGACAGAAGCAAAAGACCCCCAUGGAAGGAUGAGGGUCCGUUGAGUAGGAUAGUUUUAGAACAACGUGAAUAAUGCUGCAGCCCAAUCCGGCCCAGGCGGACAGGUGUGAUCACGUCUCCUGCGCGAUGUCCUGUGUUACUGACGGACGCUCCAAACAAGUCGGACUCUGCUGUCUCGCGUCCACCUCCUCCGGCCUACGGCCUGAAGACAUCGAUGUCCAAUAUGACGCCAGAUCCUGAAAACCCUCCAGGAGGGAAAGAACAUCUCUACAGUACGGUACAGAAAUCUCCUUUAACCCCUGUGGCCCCCGUGGUCGGCGGAGGGCUGUGUGAGUUGGAUCGUCUGCUCAAUGAACUCAAUGCUACUCAGUUCAGCAUUGCUGAUGAGAUUUUGGCCCAAUUUCCGUCUGGGAAGAAAACAGAGUUUCAGAAAGAUGACGACAGAAGGACUUUAUCUGCAUCGUCUGCCACUCAGGAGCUGGACCGGCUCAUGGCGUCCUUGUCGGACUUUCACAAACAGAACACGGGUUCUUUCGCUCCACAAGACCUAAUUGCAAGUCGUGCUGAAAUGGCAUCUAAUCCUAAAAUUCCUCAAGGGGAAAUUGAAGGUCUGCAGGACACGUCUGGUCCGCAGCAUCAUGGUGUCCAAUGCAACGCAGGAGCCCCGCAGGAAGCAGUCACUCUGAAGACUUCUGAGGACGCGUCAGACGCCAGGGGUAGAGAGGGAAUAUCCUGCCCCAAGCCUUCAGAAGACUCGUCUUCUCCCAAAACUGACCUGGACUCCAUGAUGGUGAAACUUCAGUCCGGCUUGAAACUGCAAGGCAUUGAAACACAGAGUAAAGGUCUGUGUCAGAGCUGCCACCGACCCAUAGCUGGACAGGUUGUGACCGCGUUGGGACACGCGUGGCACCCGGAGCACUUUGUGUGCGCCCACUGUCACACAAUGAUUGGAAGCACAAACUUCUUUGAGAAGGAUGGUCAGCCAUAUUGUGAGAGGGAUUAUUUUGCGUUACACGCCCCAAGGUGCUCCAUGUGCGACUUGCCCAUCCUGCAGAAUAUGGUGACCGCGCUCGGCCGCACGUGGCAUCCGGAGCAUUUUUGUUGCAGAAUCUGCAAAAAACAAAUCGGUGAAGAAGGGUUCCACGAGAAGGAUGGCGUCCAGUACUGCUCCGAGGAUUAUUUCCGACUGUUCGGUGCCGUCUGUGCCGGCUGCUCAGAGCCGGUGAAGGAGAGCUACAUAUCGGCCCUUGGGGGCUUGUGGCAUCCUCACUGCUUUGUCUGCCAUGUCUGCCGCACUCCAUUCAUCAAUGGAAGCUUCUUUGAAAGCGAUGGUCUCCCUCUCUGUGAAACACAUUACCAUUCACGGCGCGGUUCGCUCUGCGCCGGGUGUGAUCAACCAAUCACAGGUCGCUGUGUCACCGCGAUGGGAAGGAAGUUUCACCCUCAGCACCUAAGCUGCACUUUCUGCCUGCGGCAGCUGAACAAGGGUACUUUCCGGGAGCACGAUGGGAAGCCCUACUGCCAAGCCUGCUACGGCCGCCUGUACGGGUAGAGACGCGGUCCCGCCGGAGGAAUCCUGCCAUUGGCUUGUGCUGCAGGGGACUCUGUGGGACCCAUGACAUGCUCCGCAUGGCGGAAUGUAUAUACUGCGCCGCCAGCUCUGCCUGGGGCGUCACGUUUGAUGUAGUAACGACACGGGACAUUAACCUGCACCGCAUGCGCACGUUUUCACUAUUUCAGCCGUUUUUCAGAGUUGACGCUCUAAGCAGCAUUUAGAAUAGUCGGCUGCUGGGUAAAGACACACCUGCUUCCUGCUCACAGUGGGCGGGGCCUCGCGCCUGCUGUCCUCCAGCGCUCUGCGGGGGUACGAGGCUCCUAAUUGGAUGACGCAGCGCUCUGCGGGGGCGCGAGGCUCCUAAUUGUAUGACGCAGAACUCUGCAGGGGGUGUGAGGCUCCUAAUUGUAUGACGCAGAACUCUGCAGGGGGUGUGAGGCUCCUAAUUGUAUGACGCAGCGCUCUGCUGGGAUGAGGGUAAAGCAACUUUAAAUAAAAAUGUAAUUUUCUGUAUGUUCUUAAAGCUGAUUUAAAUUCUCACAAAUAUUGGCAAUAAAAAUCU